CGACCUCCUCUGUAAUGGGCGACGGCUUCACGGGUGGAGGGGGACGACGGCGCAGGGAAGAGGCGCGCAGCCUCUCUGCAGCAGCGGAGGCAGCGGCCGCCUUCUCGGCCGCGACGGAGGCGGCCCUCUCGGCGGCGGCGGUCGACCUAGCCGCGAGGGCCGCGGCCUCGGUGGCCUUGCUGACCGCGGCGGCGGCGGCGGCCGCGGUGGCAGCGGCGCUGGCGUCCAGGGCCGCGGCAGCUGCGGCGCGGGCGUCGUCAAUCUAUCGGCGCGGCGCGGUGCAGCGGGGGGCGGUGUCGGCGGCGGCGUCCAUCUCUCGGCUCGGAACCCUAGCGCGAACGGAGAUUGGGGGAGAGGAGGAACGACGACGGACGGGGCUCCGUGAUAUAGCGACGGUGAUGGCCACGACUACCUCAAGGCGUCUUGCUGAUAGGAAAAUAGCACGAUUUGAGAAGAACAUCACAAAGAGGGGUGCUGUUCCUGAGACAGUCAAGAAAGGAAAUGAUUAUCCUUUUGGGCCUAUUUUGCUUGGGUUUUUUGUCUUCGUUGUUGUCGGGUCAUCUCUCUUCCAGAUCAUCAGGACAGCAACAAAUGCUGCUAUAUUCUGAGGAGAAUAGUCACCAACUUAUAGCUAGUUAAGCUCAAGAACUGGGCUGAUAUAUGCAGUUUGUCACUUAGAAAAACAUAAGUGUAUGGCAUACUGGUACUGUAUGAUGUUGCCUUUUACUAUUGUACCGUGAAGAAUCUAAUCUAUACAGAGUCAAUAUCUCAUGUAGUUAUAUGUAGUUGUUACUACCAACUUUCGUCACUCGGAUGAUUGGAAAGAUGGUUCCCUAAUCCAUCUUGCUUAAGGCUAUAAAGAUCGUCUUAAUCUGAACA
Panicum virgatum (switchgrass) is the source of this 879-nucleotide messenger RNA. RefSeq names its product antifreeze protein Maxi-like. The coding region runs from base 15 to 608 and encodes 197 amino acids. Gene Ontology annotation, cellular component: endoplasmic reticulum. The transcript is spliced from 3 exons. Gene Ontology annotation, biological process: endoplasmic reticulum unfolded protein response. Lineage: Eukaryota; Viridiplantae; Streptophyta; Magnoliopsida; Poales; Poaceae. The record is from RefSeq and is a predicted model, not a curated record.